AUGGCUGACGGUAAUCAUCACCAAUGUUGUAAUUCACAGGAAAAUCCUAAUGCCCUGAUCUUCAUUUCCCACGUAUCUCAUGUAGACGUAAAAUACAAGCGAAAAUACAAAGAGUUGAGAAAGCGUAUUCGAGACAUUGAAGAGGAAAACGAUGUGCUAAAUGUGCGAUUGUUCAAAGCUCAUAAAAGCAUUCGCCACCUCAAAUUGGAGAGAACCUUCUUGCUGGAUAGGAUGGAUAAAUCAAACCAUACAUCUCUCGACUACAAUAGCGAUAACUCGGAUGUGGGUUCUGACAUUUACUCCCAUGAUGAAUCAGACAUGAUGUUGCAUAAUAGGAUCCAGGGCAGCCACAAGCAGGAUGGCCGUAGUCGAAUCGAUAAAUCGGCGGGUAGUAAACCACAACGCAAGAAGAAAGAUCCCAACGCGCCCAAAGGACCAGGCAAUGUCUUUUUCUUGUAUUGUAGAUUGGAAAGAGAUAAGGUUAAAGAUGAGUUUCCAACUGAAAACUUGGGUGAGGUGACAAGGCUUCUUGGCCAGCGAUGGAAGAGUCUUCCAAAGGAUGAGAAAAAGAAAUAUUAUGACAUGUAUAACCGUGAAGUGGACGAGUAUGAGGAAGCCAUGAAAACCUACACGUCGAAUUGUGGUGCCGCCACUCCUGGAGGCCUUGCUUCGACAAACGCAGGCAGCUCGGCUAAUUUGAAUGAAUCAGUGGAUGCUGAUUUGGCGUCUAUCCCAUCUUCGCCCGCACAGUCAACAGAAAUGUCCAUGGACUUCCCUAGUGAUCCUGCCCACCAUCACCAUGAUUCUCCUGAUGUAGGCUCCGUCAAGGACGACGAUGAUAUCAAGGAUGCUGACAGUGCUACUCCUCAAUCUGACAUUUAUCAAUCAUCUGUUCCAAUAAUCAACUGGGAACCAUCCAUGUAA
Messenger RNA from Mucor velutinosus, 924 nucleotides. RefSeq lists its product as uncharacterized. The record is from RefSeq and is a predicted model, not a curated record. The transcript has 5 exons. NCBI's taxonomy places the organism in Eukaryota, Fungi, Mucoromycota, Mucoromycetes, Mucorales, Mucoraceae. Gene Ontology annotation, molecular function: DNA binding, bending. Bases 1 to 924 code for a protein of 307 amino acids.